Molecule: messenger RNA, 429 nt
Organism: Talaromyces proteolyticus
Lineage: Eukaryota; Fungi; Ascomycota; Eurotiomycetes; Eurotiales; Trichocomaceae
Product: 60S ribosomal protein L27e
Exons: 4
Coding region: 1-429 (142 amino acids)
Biological process (GO): translation
Cellular component (GO): ribosome; cytosolic large ribosomal subunit
Molecular function (GO): structural constituent of ribosome
Source: RefSeq, a predicted model, not a curated record
AUGAAGUUCAUGAAAGUGGGCCGUGUGGCCAUCAUCACCCGAGGCCGUUACGCCGGAAAGAAGGUCGUCAUUAUCCAGCCUCAGGACUCCGGCUCCAAGGCUCACCCCUUCUCCUAUGCGCUCGUUGCCGGUAUUGAGCGCUACCCCCAGAAGGUCACCCGUCGUAUGGGUACCAAGAAGGUCGAGAAGCGCAGCCGCAUCAAGCCUUUCGUCAAGGUCGUCAACUACAACCACUUGAUGCCCACCCGUUACACACUCGAGCUCGAGGGCCUCAAGGGCGUUAUCUCGAACGAUACUUUCAAGGAGGUUUCCCAGCGUGAGGAUGCCAAGAAGACCGUCAAGAAGGCUCUUGAGGAGCGAUACACCAGCGGCAAGAACAGAUGGUUCUUCACUCCUUUGCGUAAGUGGAACAGAGCAGGCGGGUUCUAA